This is a messenger RNA of Helianthus annuus (common sunflower), 1572 nucleotides long. RefSeq lists its product as uncharacterized. The record is from RefSeq and is a predicted model, not a curated record. Bases 1 to 1572 code for a protein of 523 amino acids. NCBI's taxonomy places the organism in Eukaryota, Viridiplantae, Streptophyta, Magnoliopsida, Asterales, Asteraceae. The transcript has 3 exons.
AUGUCUCUAAACUAUUGGGAGUUUGUAAAACAAUAUGUCGUACUUGGAGGUGGUCUUCAAAUGGGUCUAUAUGUUCGAAGGGUACUCGUAUUCUUUUGGGUUGGAAUACAGAUUUUGUUGAUGUGUUCGAAGGGGUACUCGUAUUCUUAUGACACUAAUAAAGCCAUGAUGUGUUCCUUUGUUUACGCGGAUAAUUAUUAUAUUGAAAGAAGAAAACUAUGGGAAAGUCUAUGUUUGCAUAAACUGUUUGUUAAGGACAAGCUAUGGGUGAUCUUAGGUGAUUUUAACUCGUCGUUGUUCCUUGAAAAUUUGGCUAUGGGAACGUCGAAAAUCUCUACAGGACUUAAAAGCCGAAAAAGGGAGUUGGCAUUGAAGAAGAUUGAUCGAGUUAUGGCAAAUGUCUAUUUUACGGAUGAGUUUUCGAGUGCCUGUGCGGUUUUCCAACCAUACAGAAUUUCGGACCACACUCCAUGUAUUCUAAAAAUUCCUGGUACGAGAUUGUCUAAACCGAAGCCGUUCAAGUUUUUUAAUUUCAUUGUUUACAAGAAAGAUUUUGGAGAUAUUGUAAAAGCGGAAUGGUCGAAGCAUAUUAAUGGGGUUCCGAUGUUUAGAAUGGUGAAAAAAUUGAAAGCUGUAAAACAUCCAAUCCGCAGCCUUCUUUUUAAGCAAGGUAACCUUCACAAAAAAGUUAAAUCGUUACGGGAAGAGUUGGAUGAGGUUCAAAAGAAGAUUGAUUCAAACCCGGCUGAUUUGUUGCUUAGAGAAAGUGAAUCGGCUAUUUUGGCCUCUUAUCAAGAGGCUUUACUUGAUGAAGAACGGUUGAAGCAAAAAUCCAAGGUUGACUGGUUGAAGGUUGGUGAUGUUAAUUCAGCAUACUUCCAUAAUUCUGUAAAAUGUAGGAAUCAUAGAAGCCGAGUUGACAUUAUUAAAGAUGUUGCUGGAAAUGUUUAUGAAGGGAAUGAUGUUCCCAAUGCUUUUGUGAACCAUUUUACUGCUUUUCUUGGUCAGAAGGGUGAUACUACUAGCAUGCCUACACCGGAAUUGUUUCCAAAUGUUUUGGAAACUCAUGUCGCUGAGCAUAUGGUGCGAGAAGUAACAAAUGUGGAAAUUAAAGCGGCCAUGUUUUCUAUUGAUGAAAAUAAAGCUCCGGGCCCGGACGGUUACUCAUCUGCUUUCUUUAAAAAGGCGUGGCCGAUUGUGGGAAAUGAUGUUUGUGAUACAAUAAAACAUUUUUUCAACUCAAAAAGAAUGCUAAAGGAGGUAAACAAUACCAUUAUUGCACUCAUUCCUAAGGUGACUACACCUUGUCGUGUGACGGAUUAUCGGCCUAUUUCAUGCUGUAACGUUCUUUAUAAAUGUAUUACUAAAAUUCUAUCUACUAGAAUUUUAGAGGGUCUGGAUAAGGCGGGACAACGACCCCCUAGAUGCGCUUUUAAAGUGGAUAUCCAAAAGGCUUAUGACACGGUCGAUUGGGAUUUUCUUUCUGCUAUUCUUAAUGGCUUUGGUUUUCAUCAAAAUAUGAUCGAUUGGAUUAUGAAAUGCAUCACAUCUCGUCUUUUUCAGUGUGCGUAA